GUAUUAAACAGUUUUCAAAUCAUUUUAAAAAGUUAGUAGUGUUUUGGAAACUGUAAGGGACGCCGUAAUCCAUCAGAACUUGAGAAGACCAGUGAGAACUGAGAAGGGGUUGUUUACCUCUCACUCUCGCUACUCGAACUGCUGUGUUGUUCGCUUACCUUUCAUCUUCCAUGUCUUAAUUAUACUUCUCAAGAUACCGUUUCUUUAUCAUCACCAUUAUCCCCGCUCAUUUUUACUUGCCAAUGGGCUCCAAUGUUCUUUCUCAGGUGUCUUUGAUUAAUUUUCCGGUGUUGUUUGUGGUUCCAAAGAACCCCACUCAAUGGGGUCCGAAGAGGCCAGGGUUUUCUUCUUUUUUCCGACCCUCGGAGCUCAAUUCAUUUGCAACUGACCUUUCUAGGGUUUCACCCAACUCUAUCCACUCCAGCUUUUCAAAGCGCGGAAAGCAGCCUUUUGUUGUUAGAGCUGAUGAAGAGGGAGCGGAUGGAGUUUCUGAAGCUCCUGUUGCAGUGGAGGCUGCACCUGAAUCUGGGUCAGAAACUGAGUCAGAGUCUCAAAUGGAUGCCGCCGCAAAAGAGGAAAAGCCUCCCAGGAAGCCUCGGAUUAAGCUCGGAGAUAUAAUGGGGAUAUUGAACAACAGAGCAGUUGAAGCAGCUGAUAACGAAAGGCAUGUACCGGAUCUUAGGACUGGUGAUAUUGUAGAGAUCAAGCUGGAAGUCCCAGAAAACAGGAAAAGAUUGUCUGUUUAUAAAGGUAUAGUUAUGUCAAAGCAAAAUGCUGGUAUUCACACUACCAUUCGGAUUCGGAGGAUCAUUGCUGGUGUUGGGGUUGAGAUUGUGUUCCCUAUAUAUUCACCAAACAUCAAAGAGAUCAAGGUAGUGAAACACCGUAAAGUGAGGCGGGCAAGGUUGUACUAUUUGCGAGACAAACUUCCAAGGCUUUCCACUUUCAAGUGAAGUCUUCACUAAAUUUAUGCUUUGUUUAUGUGUGUGUAUCAUUGUAUCUUUUUUCUUUUCCCUUUUUGGUCUCCGGAUCUGUAAUGUUUGGUCAAUACUAUGGUAGGGGAUAAAAAAGAGUUAGUGUCAUUUUUUAUUUUCAGAUAUGCUAUUGUGUUUUUCCUCUUGUAUCAAAUGAACAGAGUGUUUGAGUUUGUUUUUAGUCUUUUUACUUUUAAGAAAUUAUUUAUUUAGAGAU
Cuscuta europaea is the source of this 1191-nucleotide messenger RNA. NCBI's taxonomy places the organism in Eukaryota, Viridiplantae, Streptophyta, Magnoliopsida, Solanales, Convolvulaceae. The record is from the annotation of a GenBank genome assembly.